Rhizopus microsporus ATCC 52813 is the source of this 852-nucleotide messenger RNA. Its product is annotated as carbamate kinase-like protein. NCBI's taxonomy places the organism in Eukaryota, Fungi, Mucoromycota, Mucoromycetes, Mucorales, Rhizopodaceae. Bases 1 to 852 code for a protein of 283 amino acids. Gene Ontology annotation, cellular component: cytosol. The record is from RefSeq and is a predicted model, not a curated record. The transcript has a single exon. Gene Ontology annotation, molecular function: kinase activity.
AUGAUUGUUGCUGUCAAAUUGGGUGGUGCAGCUAUUACCAACAAGAAGAAUGUUUGUGAGUAUGGACAAUCCCUAAACAAUCUUUUAGAUCAGGUUGAACAAGCCUACCGCGUCUUACAGGCACAGGGUCAUCAACUCAUUCUCAUUCAUGGUGCUGGUAGUUUUGGUCAUCCUCAAGCAAAACAGUAUCAAUUGAAAGCAGGCUGGGAAACAUCACUACCUGAUGAUAACUAUCGAAAGGGGUUUAGUCAUAUUAGAGCUUGCUUACAACAAUUGAACACGACCAUUAUUACAAAACUGGAAGAACGUGAUGUGCCUGUCCUGGCCAUUACUCCCAUUGACUACAUCACAACUUGGGACGGUGCUGAAGAAACGCCCACAGAAAGAUUCAGUCAAGGCCUAGUCACGCGCACCAAACAGUAUUUGGACUUAGGUUUCGUCCCUGUUCUACAUGGUGACGCCGUUUUAGACGAAAUGAGAGGAUGCACCAUUCUAUCAGGGGAUGUCAUUCUGUAUCACCUUUCAAAAUGUCUGCCUAUUGCUCGUUGUAUAUUCGUCACAGAUGUUGACGGCAUUUAUAAAGCAGAUCCCAAACUGAAGCAAGAACCCGAAUCUUUUGAAAUUGUGCCUCGUAUACAAGUGACAAAAGAGCUACAAAACAUCGAGACAGCUCAGUUGGCAGUGGCUGAUGUGACUGGGGGUAUGCAAGGAAAAAUAAAGUGGGCUAAAAAGAUUGUCUUGGACUGCAGAACGGAUGUAGUAAUCUGCCGAGCGGGCACCAAAGAAGUGAUAACUAUGAUGACCAUGCAAGACACGUUUACAAAUAAAAUGACCUUGUUUACUUUAUUUUAA